Messenger RNA from Dentiscutata heterogama, 453 nucleotides. NCBI's taxonomy places the organism in Eukaryota, Fungi, Glomeromycota, Glomeromycetes, Diversisporales, Gigasporaceae. The record is from the annotation of a GenBank genome assembly.
ACAGGAGAGGAAAUUUUUGUUGGUGAGCAAGCAGGACCACCCACUAAACCUGAUUUAACAAAGCUCUCUAUGGACUCUUUCAAAUUGUAUCGAGAAUUAAGGGAUUGUCUGAAUGUCCGCAUUUUAAAUGCAAUGAGAUUCGGAGAUGUUAAUUACACUAAUCGUGCUGUUUUUGGAAUACUUGGAUAUUUGUUCGAACUCAAGAUGUUAAUUAUGUGGAAGGAUGGUAUAUAUGUAUAUGAGGAGUUUGGGAGUUUCACAAUAGCUUCUCAUUCGAACAAUAUUCAUAUGAUGAAAUCGGGAAUAUUAAAAUUAUUAGGAUUUAUUAUGGUCAUUGAGACGGAAUUGAAAUAUACCGCGAAAAUAGAAUAUGAUAAUGAUAAAGUUCAGAUCCUGAAAAGAAAAUUUAGUGAUUUUAUUCAAACAAAGCCAUCACCAAUAAAGGUCGCAAAG